UGUUAAAUCGAUUCAAUAAGUCAAACAUGUAUACGCAUUUUUAUUCAUUUUUUGUUUUCGACAUCUGUACGAGCUUUGUAAACUAAACGUCUUAAAGUACUGUCUGACUUUGCCAAUUCCCAGUCAGAUCUUCUAUCCUCAUUCUUUUGAAAUAACGUCAAGGCAAGGUGUAUAUGGGGCUUACAAAAGUUCAAUUCAAUUUCGUCUUCAAAGUAAACACAUAAGAAAGAAACAAAAAUUAGAUAAAUUUGCACUAUGGCUGAGGAGAUGGAAGUUGAAGAGACGGAGGACUUCCACGAUCUGGAUUUUAACGAUGACGAGCCAUCAGGAAGUGGAGUAUGUGCUGGCCAAGCCAGGGGAGAGCGCUUUGUAGUGAAGAAGUGGGUAGCUCACGCCCUGUGGUCGUGGGACGUCGCCGUGGACAACUGCGCUAUCUGCCGCAACCACAUCAUGAACCUGUGCAUCGAGUGUCAGGCGGAUCCGAAUGCAAACCAGGACGAGUGCACUGUGGCUUGGGGCGAGUGCAACCACGCCUUUCACUACCAUUGCAUCGCGCGCUGGCUGAAGACGCGCCUUGUUUGCCCGUUGGACAACAAGGAGUGGGUUUACCAGAAGUACGGCCACUAGCUGGGGAUCUUAUAUAGACUGGGAUUGGUGUCAAGUUGUGUUUUCUUUAUGAUUUUAUGUGACUAAAUUAGAGUUGUUCUGGCUGCCGAAC
Messenger RNA from Drosophila eugracilis, 718 nucleotides. It is a transcript of the gene Roc1b, whose product is annotated as RING-box protein 1B. The coding region runs from base 256 to 627 and encodes 123 amino acids. Gene Ontology annotation, molecular function: zinc ion binding; ubiquitin protein ligase activity; cullin family protein binding. Gene Ontology annotation, biological process: protein ubiquitination; ubiquitin-dependent protein catabolic process. NCBI's taxonomy places the organism in Eukaryota, Metazoa, Arthropoda, Insecta, Diptera, Drosophilidae. The transcript has a single exon. The record is from RefSeq and is a predicted model, not a curated record. Gene Ontology annotation, cellular component: nucleus; cullin-RING ubiquitin ligase complex.